UAAUACACGCUGCGUUGUUUACCAGCACUGCUCAACAGGUGCAAAUACAAUUAAUUUUUGUUUUCUUUUGCUCAAUCGCAUGCAAACUCUCAAGUGGAUGUAAACAUAACAAAUUAAGAAAUGAGUUCAAAGGGCAAGCCAGGCGCUACGCCAACAACCACAGCAGCAGCGCCCGUCAAGCAGCGAACAAUUGUUACUCCAUGGAAAUCCACAGCCGAAUUCAAAGAAGCAUAUACUCUUAUAUUUGGAAAGAAUGCAACGAGCAGUCAGCUUCGAAUGGCUCUGUCCAUGAUCCGCAUCUGGAAGCUGCGACGAGGCAGUCUGUGCCCAGCGGCAGCUCUCGCCACUGCAGUGAUUGUUCGGGCGCAGCUGGACGACAAGAAGGGCGACUUGAAUCUGGAAAAAAUCUAUGCGCAUGCCAUAAUCCGCUUCUUUAACUUCAUGUCGUCCACCGUGCAAGGCCACAACUGGAGCAGCAUGUACGACAAGGCUCAGGAGUUGGGACUGCCAUCGUUCGUGGUAGACAUAAGGCACAAGUGUUCGCACGGCACGGAAAUGCCACCCGUGGAUCUGUUGAGGGACGCCGCAGAAAUUUGCCUGCAGUGGCUGCAACAAAACUACUGGCUGCCGCUGCAGGAAACCCUCUGCGAUGUGGAUCCAGGCAAACUGGAAGGCAAGGAAAACAUUAAGUUCAGGCAGAAGAUGGCCCACCAGUUAUCCGCCUUCGACCUAGCCCUGGAGUGCCAGAUCAACGGCGCCCAGAGCCUCAAGGCCAUCAAGAAACUGAAGCCAAAAGAGUUCAAUGCCAUAAGGGCAUACUUAUCAAAGAAUAAGCUAAAGACGCCCAAGGAGAUUCUUGACACGGUGAUAAAUAAACUUAACGAAUUGGUCAAGCAAACAUCAACUGUUAGGAAUCUGCCCGAGGUCUACGUUGCGGAACUUAUACGAAUGAAAUAUUUCAUGGGCGUGGGCCUGGAAAUAAGAGACAAUGAGGAACUCAUCAUAGCGGCCACUGAGGGACUCUUUAAACUGAUUGCCAUCCACGGGUUCACCGAAAACGUCUUUGUGGCUCUUGUACACCUGACUGAAAAUGUCCAUGAGCCGGAGGAGCGGCGCUUGGGGGCCAGAUAUUGGGCCCUCAAAAUGAUUGAAACCUUCGCCAUGCUGUCCCGCAUGAAGCGCAUGUUCAAGGAGGAGCUGGAUAAGAAUGACAAGCUGAAGCCCGCGGAUUUCACGUCGCUCAACAGGCGCAUGUUACCGAAAACAAUUCGCACUCUGUUAGCCCACUCUGGCGUAGAUCCAACGCUCACGCUGAUGUUUGGCAACAGCCCAAAGAAUCCAAGAGCUGUGCUGUUUGAUCACGACUUCUUUCUGAAACGAUUUUCGUAUAUGAGUUCAUUCUCAGCACCCAUCCUCAAAGGUUUGAUACCGCUGGCAGAGAUGCCUUUCGAUGUGGAUCCCAUGGAGCAGUUUGAUGAGUUUUUCCGCCCCAAAGUCCGCCAGAACAUCGAUUUGGGUAUUUGGACACUUGAGACAGAAGACAAUUGGUCGAAUUGCGCCCUUGGAGUGCUUCCAACAAUAAAUAAACAAUAAAAAUUACUUUCACUUGAA
Messenger RNA from Drosophila subobscura, 1611 nucleotides. RefSeq lists its product as uncharacterized. NCBI's taxonomy places the organism in Eukaryota, Metazoa, Arthropoda, Insecta, Diptera, Drosophilidae. The record is from RefSeq and is a predicted model, not a curated record. Gene Ontology annotation, molecular function: endonuclease activity. The transcript has 5 exons. The coding region runs from base 121 to 1593 and encodes 490 amino acids. Gene Ontology annotation, biological process: maturation of 5.8S rRNA; maturation of LSU-rRNA. Gene Ontology annotation, cellular component: preribosome, large subunit precursor; Las1 complex.